Messenger RNA from Patella vulgata (common limpet), 7665 nucleotides. RefSeq names its product dynamin-1-like protein. Gene Ontology annotation, biological process: mitochondrial fission. Bases 45 to 2201 code for a protein of 718 amino acids. Gene Ontology annotation, molecular function: microtubule binding; GTPase activity; GTP binding. Gene Ontology annotation, cellular component: microtubule; cytoplasm; mitochondrion. Lineage: Eukaryota; Metazoa; Mollusca; Gastropoda; Patellidae. The transcript is spliced from 16 exons. The record is from RefSeq and is a predicted model, not a curated record.
UUCUACUACCGGUUUCGCCAUUGAAAAAUUAAAAAUUACUGAAAAUGGAGGGAUUAAUUCCCGUUAUUAAUAAACUUCAGGAUGUUUUUAAUACUGUCGGAACAGAUGUCAUCCACAUGCCACAAAUUGCCGUCAUAGGAAAUCAGAGUUCUGGUAAAAGUUCUGUUUUGGAGAAUCUGGUUGGCCGUGAUUUUUUACCAAGAGGUACAGGAAUUGUUACAAGACGUCCUCUAGUAUUACAGCUUAUACAUCUCAGUAAAAAUGACACAGAAACACGAAUGCAUGAUGGAAAAAUGGUCAGAGAGAAUGAAUUUGGUAAAUUUCUCCACACCAAAAACAAAAUCUACACAGAUUUUAAAGAAAUUAAAGAAGAAAUAGAAAAUGAAACUAACAGACUCAGUGGAACCGACAAGGGUAUUUGUCCAGAUCCAAUCAACCUCAAGAUAUUUUCUGAUCGAGUUGUUAAUCUCACAUUAGUAGAUUUACCUGGGAUGACAAAACUACCAGUUGGAGAUCAACCACCAGAUAUAGAAAUACAGAUUCGUGAGCUAUGCCUACGCUAUAUCUCUAAUCCUAAUUCUAUUAUCCUUGCCGUUACAGCAGCUAACACAGAUUUUGCCACAUCUGAAGCUUUAAAACUUGGUCGAGAAGUUGAUCCAGAAGGAAGAAGAACUCUAGCUAUUAUUACUAAGUUAGAUUUAAUGGAUGCUGGUACUGAUGCCAUGGAUGUAUUAUGUGGUAGAGUUAUCCCUGUUAAAUUAGGCAUUAUAGGAGUCGUAAAUAGAAGUCAAGCUGAUAUUAAAUCUAAGAAGGAAUUAAAUGAUGCAUUAAAAGACGAGGCAUCUUUUCUACAGAAGAAAUAUCCAUCAAUAGCCAGUAGGAAUGGAUCUCAGUAUCUCGCUAAAACACUUAAUAGGCUUUUAAUGCAUCAUAUUCGAGAUUGUUUACCGGAGUUAAAAACAAGAGUUAAUGUUCUAAUUGCCCAGUUUCAAUCUUUACUGGCGUCAUUUGGUGAACCUAUAGACGAUAAAGCUCAGGUUUUAUUACAAGUUAUAACUAAGUUUGCUUCAGCUUAUUGUAAUACUAUAGAAGGAACAGCUAAAAACAUAGAAACAUCAGAAUUAUGUGGAGGUGCUAGAAUAUGUUAUAUAUUUCAUGAGACAUUUGGUCGAACUUUAGAAUCAGUUGAUCCACUUGGUGGUUUAUCAACGAGAGAUGUUCUAACAGCUAUACGAAACGCAACAGGUCCGAGACCAGCUCUAUUUGUACCAGAAAUAUCGUUUGAAUUAUUAGUAAAACGUCAGAUACGCAGAUUAGAAGAACCAAGUUUACGUUGUGUUGAGUUAGUUCAUGAAGAAAUGCAGAGAAUGAUUCAACAUUGUGGUACACAGCAAGAAAUGUUACGGUUUCCUAAAUUAUAUGAGAAGAUUGUAGAUGUAGUAACUAAUUUAUUAAGAAGACGAUUACCUCCAACAAAUAGCAUGGUAGAGAAUUUAGUAUGUAUAGAAUUAGCAUAUAUCAACACAAAACAUCCUGAUUUCUCCGAGGCUCAGUCAGUACAUAAGAUGAUGACAGAAAUGACAGUUACAGAACUCACUCAGUCACAUAAACUGGGUCGUGGAGAUGUUUUACAUAAACAGCAUAAUGAAGAAAAGGGUGCUCUGUCUAACGCUGCUUUACAAGAAAAUUUAAAUGGUGGAACAUGGAAGAUAUCCAACUUAAUUCGUAGUUCAAAACUUGACAUCUCAGCCGAUCGGUCUUCAGAGUCUGGUUCACAACCAAACAGUGCUCCAUCUAGUGCUGCCCAAUCUCCCGCCAGACAACUCAAUCCAACCAAUCGUCGUAGUGGUAUUAAUUUACUGCCUGAAGUGCCAGAACAAGCUCCAGUAAUGAAAUUAUCAACAAGAGAACAAAGGGACUGUGAUUGUAUAGAACGAUUGAUAAGGUCAUAUUUUUUAAUAGUAAGAAAGAAUAUUCAGGACACUAUACCUAAAGCUAUCAUGCACUUUCUAGUGAACUAUGUUAAAGAUACAUUACAGAGUGAACUAGUUAGUCAACUUUAUAAAAAGGAAGAAAUAAACAUAUUAUUAGAAGAAUCAGAACAUAUAGCUACACGUAGGAAGGAAGCACAUGAUAUGUUACAGGCUUUACAGAAAGCAAGUCAUAUUAUUGGUGAAAUACGAGAGACUCAUCUGUGGUGAUAAAAGUAGACAAUAUUAGACAUUAACUAGGUGUUUAAUUUAAACAGACAAUCUUAUUAACCAUUAGAUAUUGUUCAUAUUGUGACAUAAUGUCUAUGAAUAGUUCAAAAAGAACCAUGUGCUUCUCAGAUGAAAUAAAAUAUUUGAUGAUUUUUAAUGCAGUUUUUCUCUUACAACUGUUUAAAUGUGGCAUGAUAUUCAUUUUGCUGUAAUUUGUGACUCCAUGCCAGUUGAUUUAGUAUUAUUUAUAUUUCUAACAAUUGGUGAAAAUUUAUUGAAACUUACAUUAUUUAUAUAAAGGAUGCAUGAAAUUUUACCUCCAAAAAUUUAGAAAGUAAAAUAGCCCAGAGAGCUUGCCAAGAUCAAGUCAUAACUUCCAGAAUGAUUUAGGCUAUUCAUUGACUAUAAGAUAUUGCAAUAAGAAAUAGAGUAAAAUGGAUAUAUUUCUGUAAUUGUUACUGACUGUGAUACUACUACUUCAUAAACUAUAAAUAGAAAAUCUCAUAGAAAUCUUUUUAUAAUAUCAAAUAUAUACACAACCCAAUAAUGGUAAAAUAUAAGAGAAUCUAUCAAUAUGUUUAUUUUUACCCAGUAUCAUUUCUGAAGCUACAAAAAAAUACUGAGAAAAUACAAAUUUGAGUUAUUUUAGAAAUAAGCCAAAGUAGCAUAUGAUACAAUUUUGGUCUUAUUUGGAAUAUUGAAAUUAACCAUUAAAUUGGGUUGAAGCUAUUUGAUUUGCUCAAAAUUUUAAAAAUAAGUCUUGGUCUCAUUUGGAAUAUUGAAUUUAACCAUUAAAUUGGGUUGAAGCUAUUUGAUUUGCUCAAAAUUUUAAAAAUAAGUCUUGGUCUCAUUUGGAAUAUUGAAUUUAACCAUUAAAUUGGGUUGAAACUAUUUGAUUUUAUGAAUUUUUUUUUUAAAAAGUUCAAAUUUCUAUCAGUCAGGUAGAUAUACUAGUAUAGUUUUAACCAGAUGCCUCAAACUGCUAAAGAAGUUAAAAUUUGGUUAAUUUAAUGUUCGAUUGGUGAACUACUCUUGAUUGAUGAGGCUUUCUGUAAGACCAGAAUCACAACAAAUGUCAAAGCAAUAGACAGUGUUCGUACCAAACGGGCAAAAUAACCAUACACUGAUUAUUGUGGUUGGAGUUGGGAAGUAGUGAAAAUAAUACCUUGACAGUUACACUGAUAAACCUCGGUGAUUGGCAAACAAUUUAAAAAAAAAAUGUAUGUUGCACAGUAUCCAUUGGAGGAUGGAAUAUGUAAAUAGCAGAUUUCAACAAACCUUAUAUUACAGUCGUGGCCAAAAGAAUAGGACCACGCUUGAAAAUGGUUGGAUUUCUUACAUGUAAAUUCAUUUGAUCAUAUAUCUGCCACCUGAAGACCAAUUUUCACAAAUGAGGUAUCAAUGGAUAGGUUAUGUGAAGUAUGUUCAUUACGCAUGCACAUGCAUGUUUGAAUGGUGAUGUCAUCACGGCUAUGACGUCAUCAACGGAUAGGAGCACGCUUGAAAAUGAUUGGAUUUCUUACAUGUAAAUUCAUUUGAUCAUUCGAUUAAGAACCAUUUAUUUCAUUUGUAAAUGAUAAGCUAACAUGCAAACUAACAUCAGUAACGAUCAGUAGUCAAUACUUUGUGUGUCCUCCGGUGUUGGCGAUGACUGCUGCCAUGCGUUUCAGCAUGCUCUCUAUCAGCUCAUUGCAGUAGUCUCUCGAUAUGAUAAUCCACACCUAUUUGAUGGCAUCUUACAGGCUCUUUGCACUAGAUGUAUGGAGGUCUGCUACUUUGUCCUUAAGUACUGUCCAUAAGUUUUUAAUUGGGUUGAGGUCCUUGACUGAAUUAAAUCUGUUUGAUAAUAAUUUUCUACCACCAUUCCGAUGUUGCUAGCUGCUAAAUCUUUGGUACAAUGUGACGAUGUCAUAGCCAUGAUGACGUCAUCAUUCAAUGAUGCAUGUGCAUGCGUAAUGAAUAUAUUAAGCAUAACCUAUCCAUUGAUACCUCAUUUGUAAAAAUCAGCCUUCAGGUGUCAGAUAUAUGAUCAAUUUAUGAAUUUAUAUGUAAGAAAUCCAACCAUUUUCAAACGUGGUCCUAUUCGUUGAUGACAUCAUAGCCGUGAUGACAUCAUCAUUCAAACAUGCAUGUGCAUGCGUAAUGAACAUACUUCACAUAACCUAUCCAUUGAUACCUCAUUUGUGAAAAUCAGUCUUCAGGUGGCAGAUAUAUGAUCAAAUGAAUUUACAUGUAAGAAAUCCAACCAUUUUCAAGCAUAGUCCUAUUCUUUUGGCCACGACUGUAACACCAGUUGAUUUCAGUAGGUUGAAAUUUUAAACACUGUAUUGAAGAACAGUAACAGAAUAAGAAUAGGUAAACAUAUUAAAACAAAAGUAGAUUUAAUUCAAAAAAUGUGAUGAAAUUAAAGCUUAUCUAAUAGUGCUAUUAUCAGUGGCUCAGUGCAAUGAUGAAGACUGUCUUGAGUUUAUAUAAAGCUUCUCACAUCAGAAAUGUGCUUAUUGGUUAAAUUAACAUUUAAUCAUUUGAUACAAAUUUGAGAAAAGUUACAUUGAUUUAUCAAUAAUUUAUGAUAAGAUAAUAAAACUUACUGUAUACAAAUCUGAAAGUGAAAGUGUGAUCUAAAUGACAUUAUAUACUAUGUUUAAUGGUGUUAACUUAUAAGAGGGAUUAAAACCAAAAUUCUUCUCUUAUCUGGAAGCUGUGUCACUCACCAUUUUUUAUUAACAGAAGUUAAUUUCAAUCAUUGUACUAUCUUUUACUCAUGAUAGUCAGGAACUUGCAUUUGGUGACUUGGUGAUUUCAUGACUAGGAGCCACUAUGACUCAGGAAGUAAGAUGUUGGUGUGCUAACCUGGAGAUUCCAUGUUCGAUCCCUGUGUUGUCAAGAAAGUUUAUCAGGAUAUUCCUGUAUGGUUUCCCCUUUGUCAGUGGUGGAGGAUGGAGGGUGACGGAAAAACAAGGUCUUGUGUACACAUUCUGUGCUUGUAAAAGAUCCCUUCAUGGUUAGAAUUUGAUGUAAGAGUAGGCCGUAACGCCGCUGUCUAGGCAAAAUUUUACCUCAUAGCACACUGUAUGGCUUAUGCCCGUUUUCAUUAGACUCGUUGGAUCAGAACAGUAGGACAUUCCAUUUCAUUUUUCGAUAGCAUAACUUUAAGGAAAUGAAAUGAAAUGGUGUUUAACGUCCUACUGUUCUGCUCCGAACUGAAUGAAGACGGGCAUACGCCAUACAAUAACUUUAAGGCAAAUCAUGUUGAAAAACAAAUGGCGGGUAACAUACCAUCUAGAUAUCAUAGUAUAAUAGUAAUAUUUUAUGGUUUUAAUCCCUUAAAAGUGUAUGUGUGUAACUUUGGGUAAAAUUAUAGAAAAUCGUUUAGAUGUAUGUACUACAUAAAGCUAUGUGUUCACUGGUCAUUUUAUUUGAGCAGUUUUGUGUAAAAACUAAAAGCUUUCAACUAAGUUUAUUGGAUAGAUAUAUCUCCCAAAAUAUGCUAUAUUUAGUUAGAGUAUUGUAACAUUUUGUCAUGUUUAAGAUACCAUACAAGUAAAUCUAAGGCAAUUUGAUAUUUCAUAAAAAUGACUUAAAUCACUCUGUUCAUUUAAAAAUCAUCCUUUGAAAAGUAUUACACAAUAGGAAAAUUCUGUUAGUUUUAAUAACUCAAGUUAUUGAUUUCUCCACCUUUAAAAUGUCUCCACUUCAACUACAACAAAUAUUUGUCUUCACAAAAUAGUAUCAUUGACUCUGGCCCUCCAGAUAUACAGUUUAGGCUGUAUAGUUGUAGUAGAGCACAUGUGUACUCCGAGGAUCCAGACUGGUUCUAAACAUGAUUUUGUUUGUGUUUAGACUAAAUAGAAAAUAGAAAAAAAAAACAAUACUAAGCAAGGUAUUGUUUAAGCCAGUAGACUGCAGACAUACUAAAUCAACACAAAAAAAUAUGUCUUGCUACAGUAUUGUAUAACUGUAUAUUGAUCAAACAAAACAUAAGUAUUCAGUUUUAUUAGAAGUUCGUUAAGGAAAAAAAAAUCACUUCUUAUUCUUCCUAGUCAGGUUUUCUAUUGUAUUCUCCAGUUCUAUUCUAAUGAAUUUUAUUUAAAUAUCUUGAUGAAUGGACUUUUAGGAUAGAAUUCCACUAUGGCCAGUUUGAUUGCAUUGAUAUUUAUCAAAACAAAUUGACCAAAAAUAUAUUUUCUGAUUAGACAGGAAUGAUUUAAUUUCUUUUUACCAAUUGUCUUUUAUCCUUUACAGAGUAUACUUAUUAUACCAUAGCAUAUGUAUUAUACCAUAGCAUACUUAUUAUACCAUAGUGUGACACUGUCUUGUAUGUAUUUUGACAAAGAUUUACAUGUAUAUUAUAUAAACUCAAAUAGGUAUAUGGCCAUCAUCUUUUUAAAUAUACUUAAAGUAUGGCAUCUCUUUUACUUUAAGUUAAAAGGAAGUGUCAAUUUCUUUAUAUAUGUGUGUAAGACAUCUUGGCAGUAAUUGAAUUGCAAUCUACAUUUAACAUUGAUUUGAAUCUAGGGAUUAAAAAAUUUAAAAAGACCAGACUGUCUAUAAAUAAAAGCUGGCCUUUGCUAAAAUGAGAAAAUUUUAGGGAGAUAAACCUCAGUCUACAUAUAAUCAGAGAGACAUUUUUAAUUUUUCUGCAAAGCAAAGAACUGUUCUUUUAUUAAGUUUUCCUUUUUUUCGUACUUGUACAAUUGCAGACAUUACCCAAUAGUAUUGUUUUUGUUUAUAAUCAAACUAUAGCAAGACCCCUGGUGAUAAAUAUGAAUAAAUUGUCUGUAUUUGUAUAUUAACUUUGUACAUAAUAAUAUUGUGUAGAUAUUAGUUUUCUUUAUAGACCAAUACAAUCUUCUUCUACUCCAGGUUUUGUCACUGGAUAAUCUGUAAAUUUAUAGUGUAGACUUGUGUUAUAUUAUAUCCAGACACUUGUAUUUUUGUUAUUAAAAAAAAUGGUUACAUGAACUUUAAAAGUGAGAUAAGUAAUUGAAAAAGUUGCCUUUCUCUUCAUAUGAAUUAUUGAAACAGUCGGACGAAAAUCAAAACUUGACCUGACCGCUAAAUGAAAGGUUAAAGAUUCGUAUAAAACAGGUACACUUCGGGUUGGCUGAGCUUUGAAUCAUCCAACAGUUUCGUCUUCAAUAAAUAUUAGAUUUUCUUAAACAGGUGAACUUAAAGCAACGGGGGUGGGCCUGGGUGUUGUCUGGACCUGUGAACUCUGCUUACCUCUCGACCCAAUUGUAAGUUUUCGAGACCUCUUUACAUUGGGUUAAUUCUUUUCUGGUAUUAUGUAAAUCUGUGUAUCAUAAUAUGUUGUUAAAUAUUUGUAAAAAGUUUAGAUAUUUUAUAGCAUUCCUUAUACAGACUAGUAGCAUUAGUGUAGAAUUGCUAGUUUAUAUUUCAGUAUAGUCAUUAAUUAAUUGAUGUGUCUGUGAUUGAACAAUACUUUAAAACAUAAAUACAA